Messenger RNA from Mus pahari (shrew mouse), 1473 nucleotides. Its product is annotated as U8 snoRNA-decapping enzyme. Gene Ontology annotation, molecular function: phosphodiesterase decapping endonuclease activity; snoRNA binding. Gene Ontology annotation, biological process: mRNA catabolic process; sno(s)RNA catabolic process. The coding region runs from base 1 to 588 and encodes 195 amino acids. Gene Ontology annotation, cellular component: nucleus. The transcript has 3 exons. Lineage: Eukaryota; Metazoa; Chordata; Mammalia; Rodentia; Muridae. The record is from RefSeq and is a predicted model, not a curated record.
AUGGAAGGGGAUCGGAAAGUGGAGCUCAGCGAAGCCCUGGCGCUCGGGCCUGGCUGGCGCCACGCCUGCCAUGCGCUGCUCUACGCGCCCGACCCCCGGAAGCUGUUCGGCCGCAUCCCGAUGCGCUUCGCCGUGCUGAUGCAGAUGCGCUUCGACGGGCGCCUGGGCUUCCCUGGCGGCUUCGUGGACGCGCAGGACAGCUGCCUGGAGGACGGGCUGAACCGGGAACUGCGCGAGGAGCUGGGCGAAGCCAUGUCUGCCUUCCGCGUGGACCGCUCUGAUUACCGCAGCUCACACAUCGCGGCCAGACCGCGCGUGGUGGCCCACUUCUAUGCCAAGCGCCUGACUCUGGAACAGCUGCAGGCUGUGGAAACCAGGGCAUCUCAAGCCAAGGACCAUGGGCUGGAGGUGCUGGGCCUGGUGCGGGUACCCCUGUACAUCCUCCGUGAUGGUGUGGGAGGCCUGCCUGCCUUUCUGGAGAAUUCCUUCAUUGGAGCUGCCCGGGAGCAGCUACUAGAAGCCCUUCAGGACUUGGAACUUCUGGAUCCUGGCACUAUUGCAAAACUCAAGAUCCCAGAUUCUAAGUAGAAUGGGACUGGUAUGGACCCCUGGAACCCAGAGGGCCUUGGUAUGAGGGAGGGAGAGAAAAAAAGGAGGGAAAGACAAAUGGCUUCUCUUUGGGGUCUGAGGGAUUGUAGAUGGUGCUGGAUUAGCAACAGAGGAGGAUAUGCAAUGUUUUCAAUGUAGGACCUUGUCUGGUGGCAUUAGGGAUAAAAGGCCUUUGUAGUAUCCCAGAGUCCUGCCUUACACAUGGACAAACAGCCUGGAAGCUCCAGGUAUGUGUGUAUAUGUGUAGUGUGUGGUCACACACGGCCUGACACACUGUCAUCUGUCCAGUUUAACCAUGAUGUGGCAUUUGGCACAUCCCACUCCUUCCUGGUAAGUAGGAGGUUUUCUUCCCCGUCUGCUGCAAGACCCAGCCCAACCCAUGCCUGUUAGGGAAGCAGAGGAGAUGGCGUCUCUCUGAGAAUUGCCCUGUGUUACCUGAGGCUUGAGCAAAGCAGUGGGUUUCAGAACGUGUCUUAAGGGCCUACCCAGCCCUAAGUUCCAGCUGAAGGUUGGAACGUGUCAAGAGGGCUUCUUGAGCUGAACUGAGGCCUGAGACCUCUGUCCUGAUACCUGUCUUCCCGUGUGUUCAUCGUUGAGCUCCCAUUGUCUCUGUCUAGCCUGCCCUGCUUAAAAAUAAUCUAGAGGCAUCCGGAAGCGUAGGCUGAUAAUCUGGGUCCCCAAGUUCCUGAGGUCUUUCAAAAGGUACAGGUUAAUACUCGGUGCUAGGCAUGGUGACAGAAGUAGAGACCCACUGCUCUUGUCUUUAAGACUUCACACCGGGCGUGGUUGCGCACACCUUUAAUCCCAGCAUCUGGGAGGCAGAGACAGGCGGAUUUCUGAGUUCAAGGCCAGCCUGGUCUACAA